AUAAAAUAAGGGGUUUAAGGAGUUUACUUCUUUCAAGGGGUUUUUGUCCAUUUUGCAGAGAGAGAAUUCAAAACAAGUAACGGAAUUUCAGAGAGAGAAACUCUGUGAAACUUAACGUAAAAAUCAUUGAUUUGAAUUUGAUCGUUGCUUCAGCAGUGAAGCGGAUUCUGGGGUGAGGCACCUUUGUGUUUGAUGAAUUCAGAUCUUUCCGUUUGAUGAGUUAUCAUUUUUAUACAUUUGUAAGAUAUGAAGUUGAAGAAGGGGCUUGAUCAUGGUCUUAAUGGAUUCCAUGUUGCCACUAUUCCCAAGGCUCCUCGAUCGACCAGGAGGAGGGCUCAACACAGGAAGACAGAUGAGGAUAGUGAAAUUUGUGCUAUUGAACUUCUGGCUUCUUUAGCCAGAAAGUUACUGCAGGAGUCUGAAAGUUCUGCUUCUAGUAAUGCAUCAAGGAAUGAUCAUGCUGCCAUUAGUAAAGAAACCGUUAAAGAUGGGUGUCUAUUUGAAGAUAAACCAUUGAAAACAGAAUGCCUUGAGCGGGGAAGCUGUGAAGGGAGUGCUGUCAUGUCUCAGUCAGCAUCCCAAAAUUGUGACCAAAAAUGCUCAUUAAAUGAGAUCCCACUUGCUGAAGAUGAUGACAUCUCGGAACGCACUUCAAAAUUCAUUGAUUCUGGUUUCUCAGGCAAAGUUGGUGGUGAUGCAAUUUACAAAAAUACUGUUGAGAAUGUGAGUCUUCCAAGUAAAGUGGAAGGAGGCUCCCCAAAUUUUGGGGAGUCAUUUUAUAAUGGCUUGGAGAAUGUACUUGAACAACAGUUGGAGACUAAUGGUGUGGAGAAAGGAGGUCUGAAUGGAGCUGAAGCAUGCAGUUCAAGGGAUCCAACAGAACUGUGUAUGACGUUUCCAUCGUUGAUCAAUUCUGACAGAGAUGUCAAAUUGCCAUCAUGCAGGAACCCUGUUCCUAAUUCCCUUUAUCAAACGCUUAGGAAUGCCAAUAAGUUAGGUGUUAGAGAUGAUGACGAUAAUUUAUCUAGGACAAACAAACUUAGCAACAAGUUAAAGGUUUAUAGGCCAGUGACACGUAUUGGAGACCGAAGAAUGAAGAAAUUGCUGACAUCUAAGUACUGGAAAGUAGCUCCAAAAUUGAAGGACUUUGAACAGUCUAGAGCUGAUGGCAGAAUAAGGCCUCUAAAUCGCAAAAGGAAGCCUUACAGCCAUGAGAGAUGUCAGCAUGAUGCUUUUCAUAAGAGGAGGAAAUUUCAUGAUCACAACUCAGUAGAUGCUUUUGAAGGGGGAUUCAGCAGUGAAAGUGUUACAGAUUCACCUGAGAAGGGGAGGAAUGGAGACAAAAGACGCAUAUCCUCAAUUUCCCGUGGAGCAAGUGGGAUGACUUCUUUUGGAGAUCAUCAAGCAACUCUCUACUCCAAGGAUUCUAAUGUAAAGUUCAGCAUUAAAUCCUUCAAGGUUCCUGAGAUUUUUGUUGAGGUCUCAGAAACCGCUACAGUUAGUUCUCUGAAGAGGACAAUAAUGGAUGCAGUGACUGCUAUACUUGGUGGUGGACUACGUGUUGGAGUACUUCUUCAUGGGAAGAAGAUUAGAGAUGACAACAGAACUCUGUCACAGACUGGAAUUUCUUCUGAAGACAGUCUGGAUACUCUGGUUUUCACUUUAGAGCCCAGUCCUGUGCAAGGCCCCCCACCUCUGUGCUCUGCUGAAAAUCCUCCACUUUUGUUACCAUGUGACACACCCCAACUUGCACCAAGGUCUUCAGUGACUUCUGCUUUAGAUUUAGCCAUUCCUAAUGCCUUACCUGGUCCUCCUCCUCCAACUAGUGAAGACAGCCAUGUUAAAAGUGAUUGUGAAUCCCUGAUUCCCCAUACUGACUUAUUUACCAACACAACUUUGCCUGAUUCCAGAGCUAUAGUUGCUGUUCCACCAAUUAAAGUUGAAGCACUAGCUGUGGUUCCUGUGAACCAGAAAAUUAGGCGAACUGAUAUUGCACAACGUCGAACCAGGAGACCAUUUUCUGUGUCAGAAGUAGAAGCACUGGUGCAGGCUGUCGAGGAACUUGGAACUGGGAGGUGGCGUGAUGUUAAACUGCGUUCUUUUGAGGAUUCAGAUCAUCGAACUUAUGUGGACUUAAAGGAUAAAUGGAAAACGCUGGUUCAUACUGCAAGAAUUUCUCCUCAACAAAGAAGGGGAGAGCCUGUGCCCCAGGAAUUGUUGGACAGAGUGUUGGCAGCCCAUGCUUACUGGUCUCAGAAUCACGUGAAACAGCAAGGCAAACAUCAGCCUGGAAUACCGAAAAUUUAUCCCCAGGCCAACGAAGAUGGAGUGCCUGCUGUCUAAUUGCGACGAUGUAAAAAGCAGAAAUUCGAAACACCUUUGAGUCUCAAUCAUCAAUACCCAAACUCACUCAUCUUGGUAGAAGGGUUAAGCCAAUUUGGUUGAAAUCAUGAAGCAAAUAGAUUUUUAUAAAAUGUGAACGUUUAGGGAUGAAUUCUGUUUGAAGACGAAAGUAAAGCAAGUUAGGUAGUUGUGAAGGUUGGUUGGUUGCGAAGGGUAAGUUAAUUUGGUGGCGGUGGGUGAAUAGUUAGUUCCCAGCACGACAGAGCAACCAAAUUGGGCAAACGUCAAUUAGUUCGUUGGCUAGUAAGUUUCCUCUAAAUUCCGUUUCUGCCUUGUAUUAAUCAAUUAUUAUUAUUAUAUUAGCAACAACCAUAGCCGGUGUUGCACGCCGCCUUGUUGUAGCUGUGCCUACGCACAUGCAAUUCUUCUUCUCUUCUUUGUCCUUUUCUUACCCCAGUUUGUGAUAGAGAUAGAAGGUAUCAAUCUUCACGUGAAGAUUCUUCUUUCUCCAUUC
Messenger RNA from Mangifera indica (mango), 2857 nucleotides. Its product is annotated as telomere repeat-binding protein 4-like. Gene Ontology annotation, molecular function: protein binding. Lineage: Eukaryota; Viridiplantae; Streptophyta; Magnoliopsida; Sapindales; Anacardiaceae. The coding region runs from base 247 to 2343 and encodes 698 amino acids. The transcript is spliced from 11 exons. The record is from RefSeq and is a predicted model, not a curated record.